Molecule: messenger RNA, 1059 nt
Organism: Yarrowia lipolytica CLIB122
Lineage: Eukaryota; Fungi; Ascomycota; Dipodascomycetes; Dipodascales
Source: RefSeq, a predicted model, not a curated record
AUGGAUAAAAGUGGAUGGUUACACGUGCGGACCAAGCGCAAGGUGAGUGUGCCGUCCGCGUGGUCGCAACAGUCGUUUCUAACUCAGUCGUGGAAAAAACAGUGGGUGGUGGUGCGGGCCCAGGCGCUGUCCGUGUACAAGGACGAGCGGGAAUACGAGCCGGUGCGGGUGAUUCCGGCGGAGGAAAUCAUGUCGGUGGCGCUGCUGGAGGAUGUCAACUUCGCCGUCUUCACGUCGUCCAUCAACCACCACUUCAAGAGCGACUCCCGCGCGGAGGCCGAAUCGUGGGUGGCCCAGCUCAAGGAGGUGGGAAAGCGAGCGGCAGACAAUGUCGUGGACGCCCAGAAACGCGAACGGGCAGCGUCCACCGCCAAGGGCCACGUGGAAAUCCCCAUCGUCGUGGAUACCGCCCUGGUGUCGUCGCCCCAUUCCCAGCUCCACUCGUACUCCAACCACCCCCAUAGCCCCCACAUGGACGCCGCCACACACUCGCACACCGAGUACAGCGGCGACGACGUCUUUUCGUCGCAGAGCGAGUGGGACGAAGACAAGUCGCCGCUGUCCAAAAGCCCAAUUGGCGAGUUUCAGCAUUUCCACGACUCGUUUGUCCCCACAGACCCCAAGACCAAACCCCCCAAGAUCUCCACAAACAGCCCCCCUCAUUCGUCGGACCCCUCGCCAACCUCUCCCACGUCCCCGAGCCCGUCCAAGAGCUCUCUGAUCGCCGAGGGCCCGCUACUUCGGCUCAAAAAACGAUACAACCAGUGGCAGCGACAGUAUGCGGUUCUGACGGUGGACUCGCUGAGCUUCUACAAGUCGCAGAACUCGGCCCACCAACACAAGAAGCCCAUCAAGACGAUUGCCGUGGACCAGCUUUUGGACGUGGUUGAGCUUGAUCCGCUGUCCAAGUCCAAGCCGUACUGCAUGCAGCUCAUCACGCCGGCCAAACGCAUCCGGUUUUCGUUGGACUCGGAACCCGAUCUUACAAAGUGGCUUGUGGCGAUAAAGAGUAUUGCCAAGGAGGAUUUUACAAAGGGCGACUGCAAGGAUGGUCACUGA